Monodelphis domestica (gray short-tailed opossum) is the source of this 1285-nucleotide messenger RNA. RefSeq names its product androgen-induced gene 1 protein-like. The record is from RefSeq and is a predicted model, not a curated record. Gene Ontology annotation, cellular component: membrane; endomembrane system. NCBI's taxonomy places the organism in Eukaryota, Metazoa, Chordata, Mammalia, Didelphimorphia, Didelphidae.
AUGUGCUAUGAUCCAAAGUCAGAUGUGGUCACUAUUGUUCCAGCUUACACUUUGGUUUAUGAGCGAGCUCAGCCUAUCCUGGGCCCCUAUCUGGUCAGCACACUUGGGGUCCCCACAUCUAGAGCCAGCAGAGGCCCCCAUAAUCUCCCACAGAUAAGCUGCCUGACCUCCACACUAUCUGCAGGACAGAAGCUCCCAAAGCCUGAGCUGCCAACACAGCUGCCACCAGGGCUUGCAGUUGUUGAUGUGGUGGCCUUUAUAUUUUACUUCCAGCUAGACCACCACCCUGGAGCCUGCUCUGGAAGGCCGGGGAGGGGAAGGUGUGAAGGAGGCGGGGCAAGAUACAGGAGGCGUGAGGGGCGUGGCUGGAGGCACGAGGGCGGCGGCGGCAGGGGCAGGGAAGCAAACUGCCAAGGAGCUGUUGUAGUAGCUGAGAGCAUGGAGUCGCUUUCAACUAGUCGAACCUUGAUGGUGGUGCACUGUGUGUGUCUGUUCUGGUCGCUCUUCGCCAUCACCCAAAGCGUGAGGCUGACGAAUGGCCCUCAUCUGGAGAUGAAGAGGACCUUUGGAGGUCCCUGGAAGUACCUGACUUUUCUCAACCAGAUUCUUCAAAUUGUGUUAUUUGUAAUCUGUGUCACUCAUGAUGUAAUUUAUAUACGCAACCCUACUAGAAGGAAGGGACUACCUGUCCGUUUAGUGACUAUUCGAGAUUGGAUGUUCUCAGUGCUUGUAUUUCCCAUUGGCACUUUUGUAGUUUUUACCUUCUGGAUUCUCUAUGCCUUUGACCGAAAAUUUAUAUUUUUCCAAGAGUUAGAUGGAACCUCUCCAAGUUGGGUCAAUAAUUUCAUGCAUACAACUAUAUUGCCAUUACUUCUCAUAGAGUUGAUCAUAUGUCCCCAUAAAUAUCCUAGUAGAAAGAAAGGAGUGCUGGGACUUACCAUCUUUGCAACUAUAUACAUUAUAUGGAUACUCUGGAUAAAUUACACAUCAGGAAUUUGGGUAUACCCACUUCUAGAAAACCUUAACAAAAGUGGAUUGCUGGUGUUUUUUAUAUCUUGUUAUUUUGGAAUAAUAGGCUUCUAUUUCUUGGGAGCAUGGCUGACAAAGUUGAUAUGGGGGAAACAGUUUGUAGAGAGUCAGCCUCCUAGAAUUCCAGCAGGAAUGACAACAUUUACCUUGAAGGUGGAAUCUGUAGGCGCUUCUGAAAACUCAAAAAAUUGAAAAGCUGAAGAAAAUAAUGCAACCAAUUACAAACCAAGUAAAUAAACGUACUUUAAAAAUUAAA